AUCAAAAGUGAGGUGCGUGGGGAAAAUAUAGGGGGACGCCACACAUGAAUGCGCGUCAAAGGAGAUAUGUUGAGCCAGUCUAGAGGGAGUAUUUCUGGCAUUAAAGGCAGCAUCCGCGCCUCUGAUAGCGGCAUCAAUCCAGCAGCACUGACUGGCGGAAUACUGAUGGUCUUGUUCUGAAUGAGGGAGGAAGCCAGUCCGGUGUGGGUGUGAGGCUGUCAUCACACUGCAACAUAGGAAAAAAUACUUCCCAUCACUGCCCACUGUUUAGUGUCUACCUCCGAAUUUGAGCAUGCAUAUGAUUUAUAUGAGAGUGCACAAAUGCAUUGCGUAUUUUAAGUUGGAGUUUGGUGGAUGUAAACUUAUUCUUAGCCUGGUGAUUUGUGGUCAGUAUUGCCCAUCAUCUUAAACGCGCAAUUUGAGUUUGUGAAGAGCGCGCGACGAGGAUCAUCACCAGGUGGAUAUUCGUUCACUCUUGUGAGAUGUCAGUGAAUUGGCCGUGCUGGGGAGUCUGAGAUCGUAUAGCGCAAGAGCGCAGAGAGAGGGGAGUCUAUGAUUGCUGUGGGGGAAAAGUGACAGGUGUAGAUUCUCGAACAAACGGCUCUCGAGAUGCGAUGAGAAGUCGGGACACGAAACCUUUGGAACUAUAAGAAUACUAUAGCGAAUGCUGUGAAACAUCCUCCUAAAUGUAGCAUUUGAUUGAACAGUCACAGAUCAAGGAAGGAUGUUUUCGUGGUGAACAAGGCUUUAACGGACCUAUGUGGUCUUUAUAGGCUGCUUCUAUAAGGAGACCUGCUUGAUUUCCCCCCUGACGCGCCGUAGUUCCUACAUCAAACAUACAGUAGCCUAUGAAAAUCGAUGGAGGAAUCUAUCAGAAGACAAAGAUAAGCCUGACGACUUUAUCAUUCUUCGCCCCAUCCACCUGACGAAUUCAUAUGCUAGCAUCUCCGAGACCUAAUCCAACGACAAUCAAUACGGAGGCAAAGAUCAAUAAGAAAAUUGAAAUCCGCACUGGGUUGUGAGUUUAAAUCUGAUCAGAUUCCUGGGGGGUUGCAGAGUAGCAAGGGGAAGAGGGAGAAAAAAGUUCCAGCUAAAAGUGUGACACCGGAAUGACAACCAUCAAACACUUCAUGUUUGCUCAGUAUGUGGAUGAUGUUCAGCCAUAGAUUAUGACGAAGUUUCAGGAUGUUAUCAAUCUGCGGGUCCACGGCUGCGUGAGACGGUGUCUAUAGUAGUCUGGCUCUGAAGAGGUUGGUUGUUUGUUUUAUUGAAAAUGAAAACGUGAAGGCUGGAUCUGGGAAGAGUUCGGAUUUCUCCUAAAUUCCUCACUGAUAAACGAAAUGGCACCAGAUAGUGACACAUAGCAUUUAGCCUUGUUAACCGCACAGCGGGUAUCGCUCUCCAUUUAACCAUUCGUUUCAACGGUGGCACUUGUGGGUGCCUUCGUAAAUUUGCGUCUUGAAAAAUAUGAAUGGGGGAUGGAUAAAUUGACUCUAUCUUCAUUGUGCAUAAUAAUUGAUGGAUUAAAUGGUACAUCGUUUACAAUGUGGGGACCGGAUAAACUGUGUGAAAGUAUCACCACGGAGUCUGGCAAAUUGCUUGAGAAUUGCGGAUGUAGCCUAUUUUCGAUGCAGUUUUCGAGGGCAAGGAGCUGAAGAGGGAACUGUCCUUGUUUGAAUCAGAUCUCCUGCCAACAUCAGCAUCUUUGGUGACAAGGUGAGCCAGCUGCCGAAAACGAGCAAACGUGAGGAUGUGGAGAAACCAGAGGGACUGCGAAUGAGUUGGCAGCCUGCCCCAACACCGCCUCUUCCCAAAGAGUGGAUGACCCAGCCAAUGAAUUAUGAAUGUUGAACAAGAUGACCUCUUCUCGGCAGCAGCAGACGAUGAGAGGUCCUAGGUGGAACCGGGCCCUGUCCGACCCUUUGUUCGUGCUGCUCCUGGCCCUCCAGCUCCUGGCGGUGGCGGGCCUGGUGCGUGCUCAGACCUGCCCCUCUGUCUGCUCCUGCAGCAACCAAUUCAGCAAGGUGAUCUGCACCCGGCGGGGUCUCCGUGAGGUCCCCGACGGAAUCUCCACCAACACACGCUACCUGAACCUGCAGGAGAACCUCAUCCAGGUGAUCAAGGUGGACAGCUUCAAGCACCUGCGGCACCUGGAGAUCCUGCAGCUCAGCAAGAACCACAUCCGAAACAUUGAGAUUGGGGCCUUCAACGGCCUGGCCAGUCUCAACACCCUGGAGCUGUUUGACAACCGCCUCACCACAAUCCCCAAUGGGGCCUUCGAGUACCUCUCGAAGCUCAAGGAGCUAUGGCUGAGGAACAACCCCAUCGAGAGCAUUCCCUCGUAUGCGUUCAACAGGGUGCCCUCGCUACGGAGGUUGGAUUUAGGGGAACUCAAACGCCUCUCGUAUAUUUCCGACGGGGCUUUUGAAGGCCUCGGCAACUUGCGCUACCUGAACCUGGGCAUGUGCAAUCUGAAGGAGAUCCCCAACCUCAUCUCGCUGGUCAAGCUGGACGAGCUGGAGAUGUCAGGGAACCAGCUGACGGUCAUCAGACCUGGCUCCUUCAAAGGGCUGAUCCACUUGCAGAAGCUGUGGAUGAUGCAUGCCCAGAUCCAGACCAUUGAGAGGAACUCCUUUGACGACCUGCAGUCGCUGGUGGAGCUCAACUUGGCCCACAACAACCUGACCCUGCUGCCCCACGACCUCUUCACCCCCCUGCACCACCUGGAGAGAGUCCACAUCCAUCACAACCCCUGGAACUGCAACUGUGACAUCCUGUGGCUCAGCUGGUGGCUCAAAGAGAUGGUGCCGGCCAACACCAGCUGCUGCGCACGCUGCAGUUCCCCAGCCAGCCACAAGGGACGCUACAUAGGUGAGCUGGACCAGAACUAUUUCCACUGUUACGCACCGGUGAUUGUGGAGCCGCCAGUGGACCUGAACGUGACAGAGGGCAUGGCAGCAGAGCUGAAGUGCAGGGCCAGCUCUCUGACCUCAGUCAGUUGGAUUACGCCCAAUGGCUCCAUCAUGACCCACGGUGCGUACAAGAUCCGCAUUUCUGUGCUCAACGACGGCACGCUAAACUUCACCAACGUUACCAUGCAGGACACGGGCACCUACACCUGCAUGGUGAGCAACUCAGCGGGCAAUACCACAGCAUCUGCCACUCUCAACGUGUCGUCCACAGAGAAUGUCCUCAGCUACUUUACCACAGUAACAGUGGAGACCAUCGAGCCCGUGCACGACGAGGGGCGCUCCACCGUGUGGCAGAAGGUGGGCCCCACCACCUCCGCCGGCUCCUGGGAGACUGUGACGUCCACCUCCACCACCACCACAACGGCCCGGACGCCCCUCUCCACCCGGGCCACAGAGAAGACCUUUACCAUCCCUGUCACGGACCUGAACGACAGCUCCAUGACCGGCCUGGAUGAGGUAAUGAAGACCACCAAGAUCAUCAUCGGCUGCUUCGUGGCCAUCACCCUCAUGGCCGCCGUCAUGCUCAUCAUUUUCUACAAGAUGAGGAAGCAGCACCACCAGCAGAACCACCAUGCGCCACAGCGCACCAUCGAGAUAAUCAACGUAGACGAGGACUGUGUGACGGGCGGGCCGGCCAUGGAGGGCCACAUGACUCUGCCCCCGCUGGAGCAUGAGCACCUCAACCAUUACAAUGCCUAUAAGUCUGCGUACAACCACGUCUCCACCAUCAACUCCAUACACAGCUCAGUGCACGAACCUUUGUUAAUCCGGGCCAGUUCGAAAGACAAUGUACAAGAGACCCAGAUCUAAAAAAUAAAUAAAUAAAAAAUCAUAAUGAGACGAACUGAUGAAAUUAUAAAAAGGGACAUUAAUGGAUAUUAGUUAUGAGGACUAUGGAUGGGAAGUGGAGGACCAGCGAAUCAUUGGUUGAUGAUGUUCAUUCAAUGACAUUGGGAACUAGGGUAUGUCUACUGUUUCAAAAAGUGUCUUUACAAAACAGAAGUUAUUUAUUUAAGAAAAAAUCUAUUGUGGCUAAAUCAAGAAAAAACUGCAUUCUGCAAUUCUUUUUUCAGAACUUAUUUCAUCAGAAGUUUAGUUUUUCUUCACUUGAAGGAGGGUGGUUUACUAAUAUGCUUACAAACUCUAUGUGAAUCUCAUGCUAACCAUACAUGUUCUGGUUUCCCCAAAUCUGUAAGUGAUGGCAACCUCUUUUUACCCCACAUACUUAGAUAAUUUCUAGAUCACGUCAGAGAUUUCUUCCUGCAACAAAUUAAUUGAUUAAAUAUUUUGUGACCAUCUGUUAAUUUAGAUGGAUUAAAAGCUUGGUCGUUAUCUGAGGGUGAAUGCUGGGACUGUCAGCAAAGGAAUCUGAUAAUAACACAAUAUUUCUUUAAAUCUGCCACUGAAAUGUAUUAGACACAGAUGUACACUUGGCUCUGCCAUCGAUAGAUUGGGGACGUUAAACGAGGGAAGUGUGUUCCAAACUAAACCACAGCCAACAGGCGAAUCAUAGUUGUCUCACCGUGUUUAUUACGCCAGAAAAUCACACGUUUCACACAGUGUUUGUCUCAUUUACACGUUGUGUAUUCAUACCAUUUGUGAUUCCUUCUCUAUUCCACUUGCUCUGAUACAUCAUAACUUUGUGAGUAAUGGAAAUCGCAUUGGCAAAUACAGUCAGGCAUAUGAGAGCUCCCCGAAUGUCAUACCCCCUUUCCCCAUCCCACACCAGCUGUUAUGAUGGUGUACCAUAUCAUCACAGAUAUGGGUGCUGUCCCAGAUCAUCUUAUCUGCAGUCUCAUUGCAAAUCUCCAAAAAUUGCUAUAUGAUAUUAACGUGGUUCCUGACACAUUAAUCACUUUCCCAGGUGUUAAGAGAUAUACCAAUUUGUGUUACUUGAUUGCAAAAAAAGAGCCCUGGUACACCACCAAGGAUACUGAUGACACUCCUGUAUGAACUCUCUAUGACCCCUGACUUCAACCAGUGCAGCAAGGACAGACUGGUGAGUGGGAACGGGGGCUAAGGACACCGAACCCAGCUGUCCCAGCACAUUGCAUGUCGUCUGUUGUCUGUUCCCACAUUGGGCACACAGGCCCAGAUUCACACCAUGCCCAGAGGCCCAGAGUACAGAGUGCUAGGGUUUAUGCAGAGAGAGAGAGACUUUAGGGAUGAGGUAUGUUGCUCUGAGCAGAUGUUCAGGUCACACCUGCAUCCCUCUGCCUCGGCCAUUAAUUAUGUGAACUGUUUUUUUUUUUCUUCUGCUUUUCCUUUUUGUUCUCCACUCCCUCCAUAAUGUCAAACAUCUAAGAAAGGUUAUGCAACAGCCCUUUUUCCUUUUCAGGUCCAUUUUGUUUCUGAGAAAUAAAUGAUUGUGUUCUAUUUGAAAUUCUCCAGAUGAAUGAGGGUACACUCUUCUCAUUGUUCCCCAUCCAGAUGUCAUCAAGUUAUUUUCUGGGAGGAAGCACUAUUAAGGAUAUGAUGUCAAAUACAGUAGUGGGCUUAUUCAGUCACCAUGGAAACCAUGACCUUAAGCAGAAAGGCAUGCGCUAACAGAGUUCCAAUUGCCUAGCUAGAUGCUUUAACAUUAUUCAGAGUCAAAUGAAAAUGGAAUGUCCAUGGAUAGAGUUAAUGGAAAUGCACCUCAACUAUGAAACAAUAUUCUUACAGUGAUGUAGUAGCAUUUCAUCCCCUUGCACUUGACCAGUGUUUAGUAUUAAACAGUAGGGUAUGGAGAUUGUCACAGAUUAUAAUGAUAUGUAGCGACACCCCUGUUACUUUUCCACUUAAACCCUGACAGUAAAGGAUGCAGAAUCGGAGAAUAGACAAGUGCGGCAAUCAGUAUUAAAAGUCACUUCUUCAGUAUACUUGGACAGAAAGACUAAAUCCUCAAAGAUUAAUGAAUAACUUAUUUUAAUGUCAUGUGGCAUUUAAUGACCUAAUUAAUAAUUCAGGAAUCUCCAUCUCACAUGAGCUUCUUCAACCCAGUUUUAGUCAACAUGAAGCAAACAUGUUCAUCAGUGUGGCAUCCCUGCCAAUACAAUAUCUAGUCAUGGUGAAAUAUGUUUACAUGGAGUUUAGCACAGUCGUAAACCAUCUCUGUUGUGUUAGUCAUUGACUAUGUGUUUGCGGUGAUCAUGGUGGGGUCUGGAUCAAAAAAAUUUGAAGUAAGAGAGUUUGUCAAUCAUCCUUUCUCUUUCCAUUGGUUGGUAAAUCAUUUGGAGACUUUUAUGUUGCAUUUAUUGCAAUUUAGUCAAUCCAUCUCAUCCUUAUGUACUGUAUCUCAAUAUUUUGGGUAGAAGGGACAAGAUGCUUUUAUUUCCACAUUAUUUUAUCUGAGAGGGAAUGCUGUUCUAGUGGUAGAUUUCUAUAAAAAUACAUUUUUUUUAAAAACAACCCCCCAAAAAAACGUUUUAAAUUUAACUUUUACAUGUGCCAACAACCUGUUUAUUAAAGUGAAAAAUAGAAACAUGCUGUAAGAUAAUAAGACAUUGAUUUUCAUGUAAUCAUCCUUUCAUGACCUUAAAAAAAUAUAUGAAGAUCGAUUAUAGAAACCAGGAGUUUGGAGUUCAUACACAAAAAUAAGUUACAAAUAAAGUAUUGUUGUUUUUUUUGUAUGGUCUGGUUCUUAUUUACAACCUUUUUUCCAUACUAGCAUUUUAGUUUUUUUUCCAUCGUUUUUUUCUCUAUAGUAGUAUUGUUGUUUUUUUCCAUAGUUUUUUCUUCAUAGUAGUGACGAAACACAACACAUACCACCCAAAAGUGUUUUCUGUGCAAGGAAGGUCAUCCGUUGAUGUUACACUAUAAGGAAGUGAAUCUGACAGCUGGGUACGGAGGGAUAAUUGCCUUUCCUCCUACUAUUCAUUGCAUAUAGGAUCACAGUCUCAGCCUAUAAUUAAGGAGAUUGCCAGCAGGUUACAACAAUGACUAAUGUUCUUGUAAAUGGUUGAUUAUCUACAGUGGGAAAGAUGAUCAAAUUACCACAAGCUCUUGUCCUUGAUGGUUGAAUCGUUGUACAAUCUGAUGAGGAACAGGAAAAUGUAACAAGGUAAAAAAGAUACAAGGUGCUAACAAAAUGCCUCUCAAAUGAAAGACUUGUUACUUUAAUAAUUAACUCUUAUUUAGCAACCAUCAUUGAAAACAUUGUUACCAUCCCCCUAAAACCCCACACCAUCAGCAGCUAGUGAGCACAUGUCCUUACACUACCCUCCUGAGAGGAGAGAAGGUCUGGAUUUCCAACCGCUCUUGACUUUUUCACACCAAGGUUUAUGAGAUUAGGAUUAAAUUAAUCUCAAAAUCUGAUUGUAAUUCCAGAUAAUCUAGACGAGUAAUUUUAGCACGUUACAUAACUGGGGAUUCAGAUGCUUCGGGGGAGGAGAAGAAGCAUUAGCAAUGAAAGUCAAUGUAUUUCAAAAUGUUCUGCAACUUGGAUGGAUUUUUGUGUGUGUGUUUGUUUCUGUAAUAACAGGGUGUACAA
Molecule: messenger RNA, 7443 nt
Organism: Coregonus clupeaformis (lake whitefish)
Lineage: Eukaryota; Metazoa; Chordata; Actinopteri; Salmoniformes; Salmonidae
Product: leucine-rich repeat-containing protein 4C
Exons: 3
Coding region: 1845-3782 (645 amino acids)
Biological process (GO): modulation of chemical synaptic transmission; synaptic membrane adhesion; regulation of axonogenesis
Cellular component (GO): postsynaptic density membrane; plasma membrane; glutamatergic synapse
Molecular function (GO): cell-cell adhesion mediator activity
Source: RefSeq, a predicted model, not a curated record